CCUCAUAAUAAAUUCUUUCUCUCCCUUCUGAAAACUUUUUCUUAAAAAAGCCUCAAACACACACAAAAACACUAUUUCUCGUGAACCAUAACAGCUAGACAUGGCUUCAUCACAGUGGACAAUACCAAAACUUGUGACUUGGAGAGUCAAAGAUUGGGCUUCCUGUUUCUUGGCUUGCAAGAUUCCUCUAGAUGCAGAUGAAGAUGGAGUUAAUAGUAACGGAAACACUACGAGCAACAACAGUAAUCUAACGUUCAAGAGGAUAAAGAGGAAGAUGAAGAGUACUAAGAAGAAGAGAUCAGAGAGGAAACUCAGUCUAAGCCCACCGGGGACACGUCAUCAUCAUCUUCAUCUAAGAAGCAGCAGUGUUUCUCCUACGACGUCGGCGUCUCAGCACCGGCGGUUGAGCUGGCCGCAGCAACCAGUUUCUGACGAAUCCGGAUUCAUUGUGUUCUGCUUCGACCGUGAAGAUGGAGGUUUCGAUGUGGUUAAAGAGGGUAAACAAGAGAAGAAAGAGAACGAAUCAACGCCGGGAAAGUCACCGAGGACGGUGAAUCGUAAGCUAAUUUAUAAAGAUCAAGGAGUAGGAGGAACAGAGAAGAAUAAUAACUCUCCGGAGAUUAAAGGAACAGAACAAGAGCAGAGCGAUAACGCUUCAAGUCAAGAGACUGAAGAUGUCUCUUGUGAUGUUACAGAUAAAACUAAAGAAGAAGAAGAAGAAGAAGAAGAAGAGGAGAUUGAUGCAUCUGAUAAAUCGAGCGGGUCUAAUAACUCAGACGAAGGAAGGGGUUCUUUUGCGUUUCCCAUAUUAGGAGUAGAGUGGAUGGGAAGCCCUGUUAAGAUGCCUGAAUCAGAUGACUUGUCUCCCAAGAAACAAAAGCCAGUUGCUUUAGGUUUCCAAUGCUGUAGAUUCUGAAAUAGUAUAAGACAUAUUCCAAAAAAGUUUCUGCUAUUCUUUUUGUUUCUACUCUGUUUCUGAGUACAGAAUUACUCUAAUUUACAAUCUUUGAUAAGACAAGAAGCUGAAAGAUGAAAUGAAAUUAUCAUGAU
Camelina sativa (false flax) is the source of this 1050-nucleotide messenger RNA. RefSeq names its product protein BREAKING OF ASYMMETRY IN THE STOMATAL LINEAGE-like. The record is from RefSeq and is a predicted model, not a curated record. Gene Ontology annotation, biological process: regulation of asymmetric cell division. NCBI's taxonomy places the organism in Eukaryota, Viridiplantae, Streptophyta, Magnoliopsida, Brassicales, Brassicaceae.